Molecule: messenger RNA, 846 nt
Organism: Triticum turgidum subsp. durum (durum wheat)
Lineage: Eukaryota; Viridiplantae; Streptophyta; Magnoliopsida; Poales; Poaceae
Source: the annotation of a GenBank genome assembly
AUGACGGCGGCGCAUCUUCGGCUCGUUCGAGUACUUGUAGUCGUUGCUAGGUGGUCUACGGACCUAGAUGUAAUUCUUACUUCUGGUGUUCUAGUCUUCCCUACGAAAAUAGACGGUGAAAAGAAAAGAAAAAAAAAUCUAGAACCUUCCCUGGCUGCGGCGAGCCCACGAAAUCCAACGACUGCCAGACCGCCACGGCCCUCCCCGGAAGGAAGGAAGGAAGGAACCAGGGAAUCCACACCCGCGGCGAAGGUAAUCCCCGCGAGGGCGGCGAGGGGAGGCGAGGGAAUGUUGUGGGAGUGGGAGGACGGCGACGAGGCGGCGCGGACGGGCGAGGAGGUCCCCGUCGAUUUCGACUUCUUCUCCUUCUUCGCCAAGCCCAAGGAUUACUACAAGAUACUGGAAGUUGAUUAUGAUGCGUCGGAGGAGACAAUAAGGUCGAGCUACAUCCGUCUUGCGCUGAAAUGGCACCCUGACAAGAAACAAGAUGAAGAAAAGGCAACAUCCAGAUUUCAGGACAUUAAUGAGGCAUACCAAGUACCUGGUGGAGUUUUACGAUAUGACUGCCAUAAGACUAAGAAUAAUUUUGGUACCAUUCUUCUUAGCAAUCCAGUAAAACGGCAGGAGUAUGACAAGAAAGGUGUUUUAUACGUUCAGGAUCAGAAUGCAGCGGAUUACCUGAACCGACACAAGGGUUUAAUACUUACAUGCAAUGGCCUUGGUGUAAGGUACUCGGUUGCAGGAGGCAUAGAUGCCCUAUGUUGCACAUUUGCUCCUGAAACACUGUUCCCAUCCUAUGAAAUGAAAGCAUCUGUGUUCAUGAAUGCCUUGCCAUUUUACUCAUAG